GAUCUAACUGAAGUGGGAUGGAGAGGGAGGCAGACCAGCGGGGCUCCACGUUGCGGGGCGGAAAGGGAAGCCGGGCAGAGCACAGAGGGGCGGAAUCGUGGGGUAAAUUGUUGCCCCACACCACAGGAAAGGCUGUGGGGCAAGCGAGGUCUUUCUCGGCUCUCGCGUUGCGGGCUGCUUCUGCUGCUUAGAGAGCGCCGAGGGGGCUUUGGCCUCGCUCCUGGGACUGGGACUCCAGGUUGCCGUAGCAGCCUGGCGCGGAAGGCCUCCGCACUUGGCAGGGUUAAUCACGGCUCGCUUCUCCCUCUGACAGGGACUGGGAAGUGUCUCUGUGGAGGAUGGAAGGCAUUACUCACGGGCUCUUCUAAGGCUGGUGUUAUUAGACGGAACAGCAGAUUGAAAGCUCUGUGCGAAGUUGCAGGAGCCGCCGCAGCUUGUUGAUGUUGUGGAGUACUCUGAUAGAGGACAACAACAGAGCCCUGUGCCUGUGGUGGCCAAAGAGGGUCAUGUGCUUUUUCGUUACUGGCAGCUGGCUGUGUCUAUACAUGUCAGUUUUGCCAUUCUCAUAUCCAGUGUGGGAAAGGAGGUCCAAAGGAUGAUGAGUUAAUAGGCAAUAGCGGGGAAUACUUUAGGCCUAAUAUUACUGAUUACUGUGUCUACACCUCCAGUGAAUAAUAGGCCCAGUGCUGGAAACAUCAGUUCUGUUGCUUAACCUGGUAGUCCCAGGCUAGAGUAACCAUUAUGCUCUUGGUUAAAAUAGACCCACUUAUGUGAUGCAACCCACUAUGCCCUUCUGCCUUGGUCUCCUUUAAAGUUAUCUGCAGAACCCUUAUGUGGGGGAAAUAAUUUGAAAACUGGUAGCAGUAUGAUUACAAUAGAGGCAAACUGGAGGAGGAUAAAGUUGGAAAGCAAUUGAACAACAGACUUGUCAGGAGACUCUGGAUCGCAGAAGGAUGUGCUUGGUCACUAAAUAUUUAUUUGGUACAAAAAGAUGACUGACAACAGAGAUGAUUAGAAGAAACCAAAUUUUAGUUCAACAUUUUGGCUUUUACCUUCAUCAGAAACAGAUGGAUUUUUUUUAAAAAGGUGUGUGAGCACAGACAGCUCACAAGGUGGCAGUUAAGAGUUUAAGGAUCCUGGAUAGCAGGGCUGGGAAUGACUUUUUUCUGAGAUAUUGGAGAGCUGCUGCCAAUUGGAGUCAACCGUACUGACGAGAUGGAUCAAUGGUCUAACUCAAUACUCCAGGCAGAGUUGGGUCUCAGAGCUCUGACUCAGAAUCAUCUGCAGUCUCUGGAAAUGCAGUGGAUGUCAACAAUGAGAGCACAUCAGAGGGAUUUAUUUGUCCUCUUUGUAUGAAAUCCCAUGGAUCAGCUGAAGAACUUUUUAAACACUAUGAAGCAGUUCAUGACUCUGGUAUUGAUACAAGCCAUGGAGGAGAAACUAACUUGUCUCCAAAAAGGGAUGACGUAACACUACUACGACAAGAAGUUCAAGACUUGCAAGCUUCACUUAAGGAGGAGCGAUGGUACUCGGAAGAGCUGAAGAAAGAAUUAGAAAAAGUCCGAGGGCAGAGGCAGCAAGAAUCUAAACCUGAUGGACUGGCAACUGCUACAUCUACAGAAUUAGAAUCAUUAGAACAACAGCUAGAAGAGAGUCAAGUAGAAAACUUUAAUAUUAAGCAGAUGAAAGAUUUAUUUGAACAGAAAGCAGCACAACUGGCCACUGAAAUUGUGGAUUUUAAAGCCAAAUAUGAUGAAGAAAAGAGCCUUAGAGAAGCUGCAGAACAGAAAGUGGCCAAUUUGACCCAAGAGCUACAGAAAGAGAGAGGUGUAUGCGAAGAUUUAAAAACCGAGCUGCUUCAGAGGCCUGGGCUGGAAGAUGUUGCUGUAUUAAAGAAGGAGCUAGUCCAGGUUCAAACACUGAUGGACAAGAUGACUAUAGAGCGUGAACAAGAAUCUGAGAAAUGGAAGGAUGAGUGCAAGCACUUGCGAGCGGAAGGUGUGACGUCAGAGCUGUUGAUGGAUGCUCCGUCCUCUUCUUUGAUUCUAGAUACUGAAAAUCCCACAUCUCUUUAUUAUAUAAAGGAAAUAAUCCAAAUGUUGUUAACAGAAAAUGGGCUUAAGCAGGCUACUAUCAAUCAGUUAAGAGCUGAACUUGCCAAAGGACCACAAGAGGUUGCUGUGUAUGUGCAGGAGCUUCAGAAACUUCAAACUUCAGUUAACGAAUUAACACAGAAAAAUCAGAGCCUGGUAGAGAAGUUGAAAAAGAAGACAUUGGAUUACACUCAGUUAGAAGAAAGACAAAAUGAAGAAUCACUUAGUAAAAAGAAUCUGCAAGCAACCCUUAAUCAAAAGGACUUGGACUGUCAGCAGCUUCAGGCAAGGCUGUCUGCAUCUGAGGACUCCUUACAGAGGUUACAGAAAGAAUUGGGUGAAAGGGGAGAAGCAAGUCAGAAACUUAAGGAGGAAUUGUCAGAAGCUGAGGCCAAGUACCAGCAUCUAAAGGCAGAGUUCAAGCAGCUACAGCAACAAAGAGAGGAAAAAGAACAGCAUUCCCUGCAACUUCAAAAUGAGCUCAAUCAGUUGCACAAUAAACUUCUGGAGACAGAGCGUCAACUUGGGGAAGCACACGGCCGACUAAAAGAGCAGAGACAACUGUCUAGUGAAAAGCUGAUGGACAAGGAACAGCAGGUGGCUGACCUUCAGUUAAAACUUUCACGUGCUGAGGAGCAGCUAAAGGAGAAAGCAGCAAACGCAACUGAAUUGCAACAUCAGUUAGAUAAAAUGAAACAACAGCACCAAGAGCAACAGAAUCUUCAGCAAAGCACAACAGCAAAGUUACGAGAAGCCCAGAAUGAUUUGGAGCAAGUACUACGUCAGAUUGGUGAUAAGGAUCAAAAAAUCCAAAAUCUUGAAGCUCUGCUGCAGAAGAGCAAGGAGAAUAUCUCCUUGCUGGAAAAAGAGAGAGAGGACUUGUAUGCCAAAAUUCAAGCUGGUGAAGGAGAAACAGCCGUUCUUAACCAGCUGCAGGAAAAGAACCACACUUUGCAGGAGCAGGUAACUCAGCUGACAGAAAAAUUGAAAAACCAGUCAGAAAGUCAUAAACAGGCGCUAGAGAAUUUGCAUGAGCAGGUGCAGGAGCAGAAAGCACAUUUGAGAGCCUCUCAAGAUCGUGUUCUUUCCUUAGAAGCGACUAUAAAUGAACUAAAUAGUCAGCUAAGUGAAAGCAAAGAGAAAGUAAUGCAACUUGAUUUGCAGGUAAAAGCAAAGACAGAAUUGCUUCUCUCAGCAGAAGCAGCAAAAGCUGCUCAACGAGCAGACCUUCAGAAUCAUUUAGAUACUGCCCAGAAUGCAUUACAAGAUAAACAACAGGAGCUAAAUAAGGUCAGUACACAGUUGGAUCAGGUUACUGCUAAGUUGCAUGACAAACAAGAAUACUGUACCCAGCUGGAAGCCAAUCUUAAAGAGUACAAAGAAAAACAUCUUCAUUUAGAGCAGAAAACUGAAGAGCUGGAAGGUCAGAAUAAGAAACUUGAAGCUGACAUUCUUGAAGUUAUGGGAAGUAAAGAAAAAGCACUUCAAGAGCUACAGCAGCAAAGGCAGCAAUGUACAGACUUAAGCCUCAAAGCUGCAGAACUGACUAAACAACUAGAUGCAGAAAGAGAAAUAGUAUCUAGUACCAAAUCAGACCUACAGAAGAAAUUUGAUGCUCUCGAAGAAGCAAACCAACAGAUAUCAAAGCAAGAAGAAGAAAAUGCAAAACUGAAACUGGAAGUUGAAAAAUUACAUCAAGAUACAAGCAGACAUCACAAGGAAUUAGAUGGGAAGCUGCAAGCAGUGACAGGAGGUUUGCAGAAAAUGAAAGUGGAAAAAGAUACUUUAUUGAAGGAACUUGAAGUCCUGAAAGACAAACUGUCAAAAAGCACUGAAUCUUUGAAAGAAGCAAAAGAGGAAUUGGAAAAGGAGAAACAAAAAGGAAAGGCAGCAGUGGCAGAAAUAGAGAGAUCUUGUCAAGAAGCUAGACGUCAACUACAAGUACAGUCAGAAUCUAUUGCUAAAGAACAGAAUGAACUGAAGAAUUCACUGGAAAAACAGGAAGGGAUCUCCAAGCAAUUGGCAACAGAGCUUGAUUCAGCACGUGCACAAGUCCUGCAGAUGCAAGGUGUUUUGAAAGAAAAAGAAAAGAAUGAACAACAGCUCCAGUUGAAGGUGAAAGAGCUGAAGGAAUGUUUUGACCAGAAGAAAAAGCAAAAUGAAAUUCAGCAGGCGGAGUUAAAAACAGCUCUUUUAGAAAAGGCAGAACUAGAGAAUAAACUGCAGCAGCAGAUAACAUUGUCAGCACAAGAGCUUACAGCAGAGAAAGAAAAGACAGCAGAGCUGCAGAAGGCCCAUAAAAAAACUCAGGAGAAUAUGGAAAAACUCCAGUUGGAUAUUUAUGGUAAAGAAUCCGAGCUCUUGGCCACACGGCAGGACCUUAAGUCCACAGAGGAGAAGCUUGCUUUGGCUCAAGAGGAAUUGGUUUCAAACAGAAAUCAAAUUAGUAAUCACAAUCAGUUGAUCAAAGAACUAAAGACUGUGAGAUCUACACUGGAGCAGGAUUUAUCAAAAAAAGAACAGCAGCUGAAAGAGCAAGAGAAACAAUUACAAGAAACACAGAGAGACAAGGCUUUGAAAGAAAAAGACUUAGCUAAUGAAAAAUCCAGAACAAUAGAGCUCCAGAACAUAAGCAGCAAAUUGGAAAAAGACAAUUCCAAACUGAAGGAAGAGGUUAAGAGCUGCAAACAAGAAUUUGAGAAGGAGGUGGCAAAUCUAAAGGAUGCUAAGCAACUCCUGAUUCAACAGAAACUAGAACUACAGGAAAAAAUCAAUAACAUUAAUGCAGCUCUUGAGCAGGAGAAAAAGAAUCGGGCAAUUAUGAAAGAUCAGUUGGAAAAGAAAGAAGAAGAACUGAAGAAGAAAUGUGCUUCAGUUGAAGCAAAACUGCAAGCUGAGAUCAAGGGGAAAGAUGAGCAAUAUAAACGUCAUGAGGAGGCUGAGGGUAAGCUCAACAUGCAGAUCACAGCUCUGAAUGAAAAUCUGGGGACAGUGAAGAAAGAGUGGCAAAGCAGUCAAAGAAGGGUUGGUGAGCUAGAAAAGCAAACAGAUGAUCUGCGUGGAGAGAUUGCAGUACUGGAAGCCACAGUGCAGAACAACCAGGAUGAGAGGAGAGUGCUGCUGGAAAGGUGCCUUAAAAGUGAAGGAGAAAUUGAAAAACUUCAAAGCAAAUUGAUGGAUUCACGAAGAAAACUGGAUGAUACUACUGCAGCCAUGCAAGAGCUGGGCAGAGAGAAUCAGUCACUACAGAUCAAACAUACACAAGCCCUAAAUAGGAAAUGGGCAGAAGAUAAUGAGGUUCAGAAUUGCAUGGCCUGUGGGAAAGGUUUUUCUGUAACAGUAAGAAGGCACCACUGUAGGCAGUGUGGAAAUAUCUUCUGUGCUGAAUGCUCUGCAAAGAAUGCCUUAACUCCUUCUUCUAAGAAACCUGUUCGCGUCUGUGAUACGUGUUUCAACGAUUUACAAGGAUAACUACUCUCAGCUCUUAAGUGUUAUGCUAGAAUAAAAGUUUCUGUUAUGCACUUCGUACAACACUCAGACUACUGUUUGGUUUGGGCAAUGAUUGUAACAAUUGGCAAAAUUAUAUUACAGUUUACUUUAUACUGUUUUUUUAAAAAGUCAAACAAUCGUACUACUUGUUGAGGCUGAAGUUAUCUAUGUCUUAUUUGAUUUUGACCCUACAAGAGAUUCUGCGCUUAGUUUAAAAGACCCCAGUAGCCUGUAAAUAAAGUUUAAACAGAGGAGUAACAAUGUAUUUUUUUAAUCCUACUUUCUUUGUUCAAAAGUAACACCUUUUAAAGUAAACCUAUUUGCAGGGAUUUUGUGUAUCAUAUAUUGCUGCUGAAAUGGCAUAGUUACAAAUGAAUGGCUGCAUUUGACUGUGCAAGAAACGUAAUAGCCCCAAACAAGCAGCUUUCUUGCCUGUUUUUUUCCCCCUUCAUGUUGGGAAUUCCACUUCUGUGGUGUGUCCCUAGUGAGUGGGAAACUGCCUUGAGCUUUAAAAAAAAAAAUCAUGCUGUUUCCUGAUAGUGUCACUAUAUACUUCACUUGAAAAUGGGAAGCAAUGUCAAAACUAUAAUGUACACUUGACACCUCCUCUGCAAAUACUCCACAUCAUAUCAAAGGUACUUACAUGGAAUAAAUAAUCCUUAAUAUGCAAGUUCCAAUCCUUAAGCCUUUGAGGUAGGCCUGUGUUUUUACUCCACCCUCCCGGGCUCUUGUGCUUGCUUACUUUUCUGUGUAUUUCUAAGAAUACUGCCCCCCCCCCCCGUUUCCUCUCUUCAUCAAUAGGAAACAUUUCAUGAAUGAUCCAGGAAAAUAUGUACAAGAAGUGCUAGGAUUCCAAAGUAACUCAUUAGGAAAGUAAUUAGUUAUCUUGAUGUUCCGGCAUUUUCAGUGUAUAUUCUUAUCUCUUGUUUCUCAGUUCUUGCUAGAGGUUUUCUUGUCUCCCGACAGAUUUGGAGUGAAAUGCCUGACUUUUUUAAACAAGCAGUUUUAAAGCUUUUAGGGAAACCAAGAUUCUACACCAAUCCCUUUUGCUUUAACUAAAUUGGUUUAAUGAGAUACAUAUCAAUCAUGGGUUUUACAUUACAGUGGUUUCAUGUUUAGGUAACACAUAUCCUCCAUUUUACUAAAUAUUUUCUUCUUUUGGUUGAAAGAGAUGAAAUAAUACAUCCAUGCACACUCUUUGUUGAAACAUUAUGAUUACCUGAAAAAAAGUAGGAUUAGUGAAAUAGAAAACACAAUUUAAAUAGAACCCUUCUGGAUUUUUGAUCUAUUUAAAAUGCCAUGUAGUUUUCCUUGACCAUUUGUUCACAUGAGAGAAGUGAUCCCUGCAAGCAAAGACAUUGCAGACUGAGAAACCAGACUACAUUUUAUUUGUAUUGUAGCUUGGGUAGGCGGUGGGGUGCGCGGAGUUACCCUUAAGGACAAUUUGGGUGUUACUUUCUCCUAAAAUAUGAGAGCUGGGAUGAUAGAAGCAAACAGUUGAACAAGAUCUAACAUAUUAUGGAUAGACAUGGACAGUGAUGCCUCUAACUAAAAAAGUUUAACAAGCAGCAGUACUGGCAAGGACUUUUUUGCCCAUGUUCUUGGAGACCUGUGGCCAGUCAGAGUAACACAAUACUGGGCUGGAACAUCUUGGUCCUAGAACAUCUUCUUGGUCCUAGAACAUCUUCAUAUAUGUCCAUAAAGCUUCAUAUGUUUGUAAAUGUCCAUGUGGUACAAAUAUGAUGCAUUGCAGGCCUCCUGAGUUUUGCAUACCUGAUUUACAUCUGACUGUUCAUAUGUUCUGUACAGGUGGACUUCGUUAUCUGUGCGGGGUUCUGUUCUUGGCCGGAACCAAGAUAAUGCAGAUAAUGAGACACUGAGUGAAUGGAAAUUGUGGGGGGGGGGUAGACUCCUGGAGGGCAAAAAGGGCAACACAUACUUCAAAGGGCAGAAACAAGUGAAUAACAUGCCAUGCCAUGCUCUCUAGGUUUCCAGCUGUCCAGCAAGGUCCCGGAACCCCCAAUUUGGCCGAUUUUCCGCAAAAAAAUGUUUAAAAAAUGUUUUUAGGAAAGAGCCACAAAAUGGCUUUGCUUAGCAAAAUGGUGUCAAGAAAUGACCUUGGAAGUAGUUUCUGGCCACUCUGAUACUGCAGAUAUGCUAAAUUUAACCCUUUGUUGAACUGCGUAUAAUGAGGUCGGGUCUCCAUUACCAAACUGCAGAUACGUGAAUUCUUGGUUGUCGGGACUCCAUGCAAAUUUUGAGGUCCACCUGUAUACAGCUGUUUCCCCCUCUCUGCUUCAUUUGUGUCUUUUAAAAAUGGGGUUGAGAAAAGUAAUGUCCAAAACAAUCUUCAAGAGAACUGGAAAUUUUUGGAGCAGUUGUCUGUUUAAAGAACUCUUAGUUCUUUAAUCAUAUAGAUCUUAAUUGAUUAAGCAAUUAAAUCUGCAAACAUUUGCAUAUGAAAAAGUGUACUACUUCAGGAAAAAAGUAUGCUUUGUUUUUAGAGAAGCUCACAUACAUUGUAGGAGGCAGCAUUUCAGGAAAAAAAACAUUCCCUCCUGCAUGUGGGAGAAGGGGGAACACUUCUGCUAAGGUGUUUCUUCCACCCACAUUUCUUGUAAGCACAUGUAUUAAUUUUUUUAACCUGCUACCUGAUUAAUCAGGCUUUUUAAUCAAUUAAAAGUAUUGAAUUGAUUUAAUUAAUCAACUACACAACACAGCCCUAGAAAUUAUAUACAUAUGUAUUUGAAGAAAGGAAAACCCAUCUUGUCCAGAGGAAGAGCAUGAGGGUCUCUCUAGUAAUGCUACAGUUUGGAAAUUUGAACUACUACAGUGGAAACCCAAGAAAGCCUCAGGAAGGGUAAGAAAUAGCAUUUGUUACUUGCACUAUGCACUUUUCUUUCUAGUAUAUCCAACAUAAUAUGCAAGAGAUGAAACAACUAUUUUGCAAGAACUGAUGUAGUAAUUGGUCCACAAAGGUAUAUUGGUUAGAUAAGUGCUCAUUGAAAUUCAUACUUAACUUCCUUUUGGUGCUUAGGAACAUUGCAUUCAUGUUCAUAUAAUUCCUAUGCACUCCAGGGGACAUAGGUAUAGCAAAGGAAUUUUCAUGUUAUUUAACAAACAUUGUUUGAUUUUGAGAAUUAAAAAAUAUGGACAUAGCAAUUUUGCACAUUUUGCAUUGCUAGUUAAAUGGUUUUUGUUAAUGUACAAGUUCUUGUUAUUGAGUAUUAAACUACACUAGAAUUUACUGGAUGGUCUGCUUUCCAGACCAUAGCAAUAAAUAGAGAGGAAACCACCUACCUAAGAGCAUUUGUAUUUGUGUUUGCAUUCUGUUGCGAAUGGCUAAGAUGCUUAAAAGAAGUAUACGGUUAAAACAUUUAUAGUCGCCACUUAAGAACUCAUAGAAUAAGUAAAAACUUCUAGUUCUCAGCAUUGACGGUUUAUGCCUCAGUUCAUGAAAUGACACAAUGUUCUAUGCAGUCAUUGUACACAUUGUACAACAGGUACAUGGGAAGACGGGAUUAAGUACAAAAUGCUUCAUGUGUCGAAACUAAUAGUUUUAUCUCUUGUGUACUGAUUAACGCAACACGUCAGUGGAGGUUUCUUUCUUAGUAGUCAUCCUCUCAUCACCUCCCAUGUGAAUAUGUUUUACUACUGGCAUUCUUCCAAAUUUCUAAAUAGAUUGUUGUUGAUUCUAGUGACAGACGUGGUGUGGCAGGUCCAAGUCUCCUGUUGGCUGUCAUGCAACUUACUUCUAUCAUGUUGUUAAAUCCCAACUUUCAGCACCAAAGGGAUAAGAAAAGAAUGUCACCUUGGAUUAGCAAACACAGAAAUCUUUUUAUAGUAGAAAUCUAUCCAAAAUGCUGCUUGUAUAGGAUUUGUCACUUUUGUAAUAAAACCAUUUUAAAAAAAUGACAAAAAACUCCAAUCUGACACUUGAUGCCACUAUAUAAGAUUUCAUUUAAUCUACCUCUUGAUAUGAAAUUCAACUUUAGUCCAUUUUGAUAGGGUCUCCUCACUAUAAUGCAAGGUAUAACUUGUGGUGAUUGCCAAAUUUGCAAGUGUUUCGUCUCACCAAAUAUGAAAUAUUUGGAUAUGUAUGGUUAUGAUGUAGUUUCAAAUUAUGGUAGACCCCACUUGUGCUCUUUUGGCCUCUGUAGUUUAGAUCUAAAAACUUGUAGCUUUCGGACAGGGAUUAAAUUGUCAAUGCAUACUGUCCUAGUUAUAUUCUGUUGGACUAUAUCAGCUGUAUCUGUCAUGUUGGCAACUGGCUACUGUUCACAUUAUUGUGCCAUUAAAUUAGCUUUUUUCCAAAACUCUUGACAAGACAUUAAAUAAAAUGCUAUAAUGGAUGUGUGCCACAAAUUGUACUGUCCUGUUGGCCUCUUUUCAACGAUUGGUUUAUUAUGGUUGCAGAUGUGAAUAUUAUGCAUAAUAUUUACUGAAUUUUCUGUAUAAUUGUAUAAACUAGAAUUGGGAAAUUUCUGUGCUUAUAUUUACAGGAAGUGUAUUAAGGUAGCCUUACCUCCAUAACACUGCACUCCCCUGGCCCACCCCACCCAAACUGGAUCUUUACACUCACAUUAUCUGUAGAUAGUCUUGCAUGACCAUUUUUAUCAGUUGGAUUCUCUUAAGUCCUCCUUUCAGUGGUGUGUUUAUGACUUGUCAACAUGUAGUUGUGCCUUACAUUGUGAAAGAGUUUAGCUCAGUAUGCACUGUAAUCCCUAAACUCUGCAUUUGGAAAGUAAUGAAAGCUGGGGGCCCAGAAAAUGACACCAUACAUUUAAUUCUGUAUGAAACACAUGAGUGGAUGUUUGUGGAAAUGUUACUUUUGUAUUCUAAUCUGUUAUUGGGCUGAAAAUAAAAUUAGACAUUUCUAAUAGA
Hemicordylus capensis (graceful crag lizard) is the source of this 10466-nucleotide messenger RNA. It is a transcript of the gene EEA1, whose product is annotated as early endosome antigen 1. The transcript is spliced from 32 exons. The record is from RefSeq and is a predicted model, not a curated record. Gene Ontology annotation, cellular component: early endosome. Gene Ontology annotation, molecular function: metal ion binding; 1-phosphatidylinositol binding. The coding region runs from base 1353 to 5564 and encodes 1403 amino acids. Lineage: Eukaryota; Metazoa; Chordata; Lepidosauria; Squamata; Cordylidae. Gene Ontology annotation, biological process: endocytosis.